This is a messenger RNA of Dreissena polymorpha, 1176 nucleotides long. RefSeq lists its product as uncharacterized. The record is from RefSeq and is a predicted model, not a curated record. The transcript is spliced from 7 exons. Bases 1 to 1176 code for a protein of 391 amino acids. NCBI's taxonomy places the organism in Eukaryota, Metazoa, Mollusca, Bivalvia, Myida, Dreissenidae.
AUGGCAACUUCUGGAAAAUCAUUUGGAAAACUUCUUGGCAAAAUCCUACGGAAAAAGCCUAAAAAAGAAAAGCAAAAACAUGCAGUCAGCGAAGAAGAAGAACUGAACUUUGGAAGCGACUCGGUCAAUGAUGACGAACCACUUGUUGACCAAGACCCACUUUCUGUGAUUGCAAAUCAAACGCAGGAGAAUGUUACCAUACUGAGAAUUGAUGGAGAAGAAAACUUAUUAUCAACGCAACUGACUGAAUGGGUCGGCGAUACGUUGAUUCUGAUAUAUGUAGUAGACAGUGCGAGUUUUGAUGAUGUCUACGACUCUAAGUUAAUGCAAUUGUGCAAACAGCUUCUGUCAGAAACACGAGCAAGCACUUUAAAAAGAAUCGAUCCAAACCGUAUAAUGUUUGUGUUCAAUAAUUGGGACCUUGUCGAUGAAAAAGAACCCUCCGAUACGGGUGCAGAGAAUACAGUCUGGAAAGAGAUUGUUACAAAGAUACAGACAUAUUUCCCGGGAAUUUUGGACGAUGAUCAGAUUUUCAAGCUUAGUACCAUUGAGGCUAGACAAUGCAGACGUUCGGAAAAUGUAAUGAUCGAUCGAUUGAAGAAAAUUCACGAAGGCCUGCGGAAAUCAGUAAUCGCGUGUCAGAGAAGACAACUGCAAGAACAUUACAGUUGGUUGGACGGCCUGUUACAACACGUUCGAAAACAUUCUUUAGUAAGAAUACAGUUUGCUAACGAUGCAAAAAGAUCCAACGACGAUGUGAAGCUUGCUUUUGGAAAGCUACAACGAUACACCGCAGAGUUAACAAAGAUGAAGACAGACCUAAAGAAGCGUGUAAACCCUCAAUGCACGGAGAUGGCGAUGAAGGUAACGCAGCAUUUGAAUAAAAGUAGCGUAAAAAGUGAUAUUAAGACUAGAUUCUAUGCUAAUGAAGAGUUGCGACGUCCAAAGUAUGAUAUAGCCAAUACCAAAGCUGGUGUGAAGAACCAUGUACUAAAACUGAUAUUGGAAGAAAUACAGAAAUGGGAUCAGAACUCUAAAUGUUACCAAUUCAUUGCGACAAUGAUACAUGAGGAAUUUGAAAAGAAAUUUCAUUCCCUGAGACAAGAAUUUGGAGACGUUGCACGACUAGUUAAGAUCGAGAACGAACCAGACGAAAAUUCAAAAGGUACUAGGUAA